CUCAGACCUUUAGCAGUGUCACAGCUGAAUACUCAUCUAUUGCCAGCCAAGAUUCGGACAUUACUUGGAAAUACUUAAAAUUACAGACUUCAUCAUCACUAUUUCUUGAGUCUACAAAAAUUAUCAGGUUCCAUUCAAAAUGAAAUCGGUGCUUCAGAAGGCUUUCCUGUGGUGUGUGCUGACCACACUUCUUCCUAGCAUCACUAAUGCAAAACCUCUGAACACAGAUGACUUGAGAAGUGUUUGGCUUCAGGGUAAGGUAUGGAGCGAUGUUCGCAGUGUGUUGGAGAGGAGGGAGGGUGACUCAACAGCUUUGCUGUCUUCAAAGAAGAACAGCGGUACAGAUCCAGAUGUACCACAGCACAGGCUGAGGGUAAGGAGGACAGAACCAGCCUACUCAGUGAAAAGAGUUGAAAGAGCGGGCUGCAACUUAGCCACCUGUUCAGUGCACGAUCUGGCCCACCUGCUGCAUCAAAUGAGCACAAAGACGAACAGCGCCCCCCCUGAAAAGAUAAGCUCUAAGGGCUACGGUCGUCGGCGGAGACGUUCACUCCCAUCGACCCUCCCUCCACUAACUUUCGAUGAAGACCGUCUAAAGCUGGCCUGGGUCCAAACCUUCAAAAGAUGCGCCCCCUGUUGGACGAAUGAAGGAACAAUCCAGGAGUCUACCAGCUCCUACUGCCUACCAAUGACAGUGUGAAGCUGAGCACAGAAGCAAGAGGAGGAAAGGGAACUAAGAGGGCUUAAAUCUAUUUACCCAGGAGGACCAAUGAUGAAGAGCAGAGAGGGAAAACUCUUUAUGGAAGUAAUGACUUUGUUGACCACAAUGUUUACUGGGCACUGCAGUAUAGCCUAUGGCAAAGAAGGAUAUCCUCAUACUUGAAGACUAAUAUAUGUAUAUUGUGGGAGACGUGCAAUAAUUUACUUUAAUAUUGUUUUAUAGUCUAUGAUUAAAGUGUAUCUAAAUGUAUAUUAUGAAAAUAUUGUAUGUUAAAAAAUCAUAUAUUUAUACCUGUAUACUGUACAUGUAUUCUUCAGAGAUUAAACUAUUGUACACAAAAAAAGGGCAAUUAUAGUUCAUUUUAAAGUAAGAUGUUUAACCAAAUGAUUUCAUAUUGCUGUAAGGUGAAGCCUUUCUCCAACUCAUUGAAUUGAAUGUUACGGCAGUUUAAUACUAACCAAUUAAAGUCCAGCAAGAGAGAGAGAAAACUACUCUGUCUUAUUUCUGGGGCAGCAUUUAGUUCUACAGCUUGAACAGUCAAAAUAUAUACAAACAAAUAUUCACUGAGGUGCUAAAACUACAGUUUAAUGAAAAGACCAAUUUGAUUUUUGUGUUUGAUGUCAUCUAGCUUCAGAAAUCAGAAUUACACCUACUUCUUAACAGAAGUUAAAAUCAGCUAAUGACUUUGACUUAAGCAAAAAUAAUAAUAAUGAUAAUAAUUAGUCUUAGCUUUCGUUUUAUCUGAAAUGUUUGUUGAAGUGCUAGACAUAAGAACAAGAACGUGUUCGCAAGUGGCCUGCAAUAGAAAAAGGUAAAGAAACGAUUUACAUACCAAGUAGAGGGAGUUGUUUUCCUUACCAGUAAGUUUUUUAUUUUUUAUUUAUUGAUUGGAGCAAUGAAAGUUGGCAAAUAAUGGACACACUGAAAAUAAUAAUAAAGAGUAAUAAGGUAAUGACCUCAACUGUCACUUUCAGACAAAAACAACUUCCUGUCAUUUAUACCUUAAUGAAUGAAUAAUGACAAAUUUGUAUAUGAUGAAUACUCACACGAAAUUAUUCAAAGAUCAGAGGCCUAUACCCUUUUGAAUGUUCUUUUAUUUCUCUUCUUUGUUCCCAAUUGGAUUGUUUUGUUGUCAUGUUUUACUGUUUAAAGCAAUAAAAAAAAUUAAAAAUUAAAUUAAAAAAAAGAUCAGCGGCCUAAAAAAAGUUGUUUAUGUUUUAGUUGUCAAAAGGGCUUUGCUAACCCUGGUCCAUUCUUAACCCUGGCUAAACGAAAUCCUGAGUUUUGUUUCAUGUUUCACAUGUUUCAAACUUUACCCUGGGUAAGUAAUUAACCCUGGAUAUUCAUGUCCCGAGGUUUCACGCCAUUCGUAAACCUUGGAUUAACGUCCUUUUUUGCAUAUUUAUUAGGUUGAUGAAAUGAAUACAGUUCGUGACGGGCAUAAUAACUGUUUAUUAUCAAUAGUACUGCUUAUCUGUGGAAAUACCGCCACUUAAAACCGCUGAUAGUCUUAAGUCUUCUGAAACCUACCACGAAAAACAUGUUAAUUUAAUACAGAGAGUGAAAGUUUCUGCGACUGUACAAAACUCAUUCAUAUUUAAUAAGGAAAGAACUGAGGUGUUUUAUGAUUGGUUGUCUGUUGCUAAACAACUUAACCAGGGUUAAAAACGGUAUUAACUACUGAGUGUAUAAAGUGAUGAAUGGCUUCUCCGUUAAUGAGAGUGCCGGUGGUACAUACAAGACAUACAAGGGGGGUAACCUUACUGUUCUUUA
Myxocyprinus asiaticus (Chinese sucker) is the source of this 2494-nucleotide messenger RNA. Its product is annotated as pro-adrenomedullin-like. Gene Ontology annotation, biological process: adrenomedullin receptor signaling pathway; positive regulation of heart rate; regulation of systemic arterial blood pressure. The coding region runs from base 140 to 700 and encodes 186 amino acids. The record is from RefSeq and is a predicted model, not a curated record. The transcript has 5 exons. Gene Ontology annotation, molecular function: adrenomedullin receptor binding; hormone activity. NCBI's taxonomy places the organism in Eukaryota, Metazoa, Chordata, Actinopteri, Cypriniformes, Catostomidae. Gene Ontology annotation, cellular component: extracellular region.